This is a messenger RNA of Dama dama (fallow deer), 1269 nucleotides long. RefSeq names its product motilin receptor (gene MLNR). Gene Ontology annotation, molecular function: G protein-coupled peptide receptor activity. The record is from RefSeq and is a predicted model, not a curated record. Gene Ontology annotation, biological process: G protein-coupled receptor signaling pathway. NCBI's taxonomy places the organism in Eukaryota, Metazoa, Chordata, Mammalia, Artiodactyla, Cervidae. Gene Ontology annotation, cellular component: plasma membrane.
AUGGGCAGCCCCGGGAACCGUAGCCACGCUUUGCGGGGCGCCGGGGAGCCGCCGUGGGCCGCGCUGCUGCCGUGCGACGAGCGCCGCCUCUCGCCCUUCCCCCUGGGGGCGCUGGUGCCCGUGACCGCCGUGUGCCUGGGGCUGUUCGCCGUCGGGGAGAGCGGCAGCGUGGUGACGGUGCUGCUGAUCGGCCGCUACCGGGACAUGCGGACCACCACCAACUUAUACCUGGGCAGCAUGGCCGUGUCCGACCUGCUCAUCCUGCUCGGGCUCCCCUUCGACCUGUACCGCCUGUGGCGCUCGCGGCCCUGGGUGUUCGGGCAGCUCCUCUGCCGCCUCUCACUCUACGUGGGCGAGGGCUGCACCUACGCCACGCUGCUGCACAUGACGGCGCUCGCCGUGGAGCGCUACGUGGCCGUCUGCCGCCCGCUCCGGGCGCGCGGCCUGGUCACCCGGCGCCGCGUCCGCGCGCUCAUCGCCGCGCUCUGGGCCGUGGCGCUGCUCUCCGCCGGGCCCUUCUUCUUUCUGGUGGGCGUCGAGCAGGACCCCGGCCACGAUGCGCUCCGGGACCUUAACGGCACCGCGCGGCCCUCCCCCUUGCCGCCGCCGCCGCCCUUCCUGGGGUCCUCUCUGGCUUCCCCGAGGUCCCCGCCGUCGGGGCCCGACGCAGCCGCCGCCGCGCUGUUUAGCCGGGAGUGCCGGCCGAGCCCGGCGCGGGUGGGCGCGCUGCGCGUCAUGCUGUGGGUCACCACCGCCUCCUUCUUCCUGCCCUUCCUAUGCCUCAGCGUCCUCUACGGGCUCAUCGGGCGCGAGCUGUGGAGGAGCCGCGGGCAGCUGCGAGGCCCGACCACCUCCGGCCGGGAGAAGGGCCACCGGCAGACGGUUCGCGUCCUGCUGGUGGUGGUUCUGGCGUUUACAGUUUGCUGGUUGCCUUUCCACGUUGGCAGAAUCGUUUACAUAAAUGCCAAAGAUUCCCAGACGAUGACUUACUUCUCUCAGUACUUUAACAGCGUUGCUCUGCAACUUUUCUAUCUGAGCGCCUCCAUCAACCCCAUCCUCUACAACCUCAUUUCAAAGAAGUAUAGAGCAGCGGCCUGGAAACUGCUGCGGGCUAGACCGUCCAGACAGAGAGGUUUCUGCAGAAGCAGGGAAGCCGAAGGGAACCCCGCCGGUGUCAGGGCUGGCUGCACGGAGAACAGCGCCAACGUGCAGAUGUCAGCAACCAGCACUGCCAAACUCGGCGCCCUGUCCCAUGGCUCUGGGACUUAA